GAGCGCGUGCCCUGGAACGAGAUCUUCGACGCUCCGGCCCACGGCGACGAGCCCGAGUUCGAGGGGGGCGCGCACUACAUGGGGGACCCCCUGGGGACCGACGCCGAUUCCUACGGCAUGACCCUCGACGACGAGCAGGCCCCCGGUCCUGCCAACACUCACCCCACUACAGGGCGGCGUCAGACUGGGAAGCGCAGUGGACGUCUUGGCUAUCGCCCCGAGGGCUCGGCCGAGGAGGAGACCCCGGGGCCCCAGCCCGAUUUUGACGCUUCGGGCCCCGACGAGUCGGCCGAUCCAGAGGCGAAGCGACCGCGCUUUGCUUCAGAGCCCGAGGUUGAGAUUCCAGUGGAGACGCGGCCAGCGCAGCCACGGCAGCAAAAUCCCGACCCAAUCUCGGUGGGGCCCGAGACGCCUCUCGAGCAGCCGAUGUUCGACCGAGAGCAGUUCCAGACCCCAUGGGCUCAUCGGGGCGUUCCCGACCUUGUCGAGGACCUCGACGCAGACGAGGAGCAGGAGACGCCGCGCGCGGAACAACAUCAGGCGUCCGCACCGGAGCCAGAGACUCCCGUCGUGGAGGAGCUUCGUCGGCUGCGGCGACUUCGCUGCGACCCACUCGACGACGUACCUACCAGCAUUCGGCAGAACCUCCAGGCGAGGGGGAGCUCCACGACCUACGACCCCCUCGACGACGUGCCGCACAGCAUCCGAAGAUCGCUUCAAGACCGACAGAUCACCAAGAAGCCCAGGGUUGACGAGCACCUGAUCAUGGGGCUCUCACUGAAGGAGUCGGUCGACUUCGAUUGCUCUAUCCUUUACUCGACCAGGUUCAGGCGCGUGGACCUCGUGGGCAAGUCGAGGGGCAAGGAGCUGAUCUUCAGGAACCUGACGGGCGGCAACCAUGUCAAGUUGCGGAAGGCUAUGGCUUCAGAGUGGGACAAGUGGCUGGCGUUCCACGCAGCGCGGUGCUGUUCCAAGGAGGAGCUCGCCCAUCUCAAGCGCAAGCGGCCACAGCUCAAG
Messenger RNA from Prorocentrum cordatum, 1017 nucleotides. The record is from the annotation of a GenBank genome assembly. NCBI's taxonomy places the organism in Eukaryota, Dinophyceae, Prorocentrales, Prorocentraceae.